Molecule: messenger RNA, 873 nt
Organism: Nyctereutes procyonoides (raccoon dog)
Lineage: Eukaryota; Metazoa; Chordata; Mammalia; Carnivora; Canidae
Gene: ATP4B
Product: ATPase H+/K+ transporting subunit beta
Exons: 7
Coding region: 1-873 (290 amino acids)
Biological process (GO): intracellular sodium ion homeostasis; sodium ion export across plasma membrane; potassium ion import across plasma membrane
Cellular component (GO): sodium:potassium-exchanging ATPase complex
Molecular function (GO): ATPase activator activity
Source: RefSeq, a predicted model, not a curated record
AUGGCAGCACUACAGGAGAAAAAGUCAUGCAGCCAGCGGAUGGAGGAGUUCCAACGCUACUGCUGGAACCCAGACACGGGGCAGAUGCUGGGCCGGACACUGUCCCGGUGGGUGUGGAUCAGCCUCUACUAUGUAGCCUUCUACGUGGUGAUGACUGGAAUCUUUGCCCUGUGCAUUUACACGCUGAUGUGCACACUUGACCCAUACACGCCUGACUACCAAGACCAGCUAAAAUCACCAGGGGUGACCUUGAGGCCCGAUGUCUAUGGGGAGAAAGGCCUGGACAUUUCCUACAACGUCUCUGACAACAGGACCUGGGUAGACCUUGUGAACACCCUCCACAACUUCUUGGCAGGCUACUCGCCCACAUCCCAGGAGGACAAUGUCAACUGUACCUCUGAGAAGUACUACUUUCAAGAAGUUUUUGGGGCCCCAAAUCACACCAAGUUCUCCUGCAAGUUCAUGGCAGACAUGCUGCAAAACUGCUCAGGCCUGACAGACCCCAACUUCGGCUUUGCAGAAGGAAAGCCGUGUUUUAUUAUUAAAAUGAACAGGAUCGUGAACUUCCUCCCCAGCAACAGCACAGCGCCCAGGGCCGACUGCACCUUCUUGGACCAGCACAAGGAUGACCGGCCCCUGCAGGUGGAAUAUUACCCACCCAACGGUACCUUCAGCCUUCACUAUUUCCCUUACUACGGGAAAAAGGCACAGCCCCACUACAGCAACCCUCUGGUCGCCGCGAAGCUUCUCAAUGUCCCCAGAAACACGGAAGUCCUCAUUGUGUGCAAGAUCCUGGCAGAUUAUGUGACCUUUGACAACCCCCAUGACCCCUAUGAAGGGAAAGUGGAGUUCAAGCUCACCAUUCAGCAGUAG